This is a messenger RNA of Symbiodinium pilosum, 825 nucleotides long. NCBI's taxonomy places the organism in Eukaryota, Dinophyceae, Suessiales, Symbiodiniaceae. The record is from the annotation of a GenBank genome assembly.
AUGGAAGACAUGCGCCGGUAUGGUGCUUCUCUGGUUCGGCCUGUUGCUGAAGCUAUGGAGGCCACACGUGCCCAUGGCGCAGUGGCUCUUGAGAGAGGUGCAGAAGCUGCUAGCGAGGCGCGCCGCCACGGCAAUGCAGCACUGCGUUCGGGAGUGGAGACAGCGGAGGCGCUGCGGAAGGCAGGUGCCCAAGCCGCGCAGACCAGCGCCGAGAUGUUGCAGCAGGGCACGGAGGUGGCACGUGCAAAUUGGCAGCACGGCGCUGAAGCUUGCCAGCGCGGGCUGACCGAGGCCUCUGCAGCUUGGAAACGCGCCGCGCCCUAUUUGGACAAGGCCAUUUUGCUCGUCAAUGUCGCCUGCGCGCUCAUCAUCGGAGGCUUCCUCACGCUGGGGGUGAUGCUGGUCUGCAUGCCGCUGAAGCCAUCAAGAAUGCACCACGGGGCGUUCGACCGCAUGUUUUGGGUUACCCAGGGCCUCUACCUUGUGGCUUUCAGCGUCCCUGCCCUGGUGGCCACAGUGCAGUGUGGGAUUCUGCGCGAAGGAUUUGAUGGCUGGCCUGCGUGGAUGCGGGUUGAACUUUGGCUUGGCAUUUUGAAAUUCCAGGUUGGAAGGGCAAUCUUUUUCAUUGGAGCAGGGUUUUAUGUCUUCCCCCUGAUGGCAAACUUCGGGCUCAUGGCUGACGUGGAGCUUUGGACGGUCAUCUUGUCCUACUUUCUAGGCAUACUUUCGCUACUUUCGGGCAGCUUUCUGCUGAUUUUCGAAGGCUUGCUGUCCGUGUACGUUCGGCAGGCCCUCUACGACAGGGUCCCGCAAGGAGGGCCAUGA